AUGGGCGGCGCGCCGCCGCAGCCUCAAACGGCGCCCGCGCAAGGUGCCAUUGGAGGAGCUCUCUCGGUUCUGAGAUUCGCGUCGCUAUGGAGACUUCGAGAUUUCCGGCAGGUUGAGCUUGUAACCAACGGAGGGGAAAGCAUUGUGGAGGCAGCUCCGGCGGCAGAUGAAGAGCAGGUACUCCCAACCCCAGCACGCUGGGCAUGGGCUGCUCCACGGCGACUACGGCGCCGCCAUGGCACACCCUCCACGGCCACGCCGCCGGCAAGUCGCCCGGGCUCCAGCUCUCUGGGGGGUACCUGGCACGAGCUCCCGCUCGACGAAUCCAUGGAGGUGCCGCUGGAUUACGAAGUUCCAGAGGCUCCUUCGGCAGCUGAGCGUCUUUCGGAGGCUCGUCAGAAAAGCAACGACUGCAUGGAGGCUUUGCGGCUGAACCUCGGGGCCGCGGCCCAGCGACCGGGCUCCUGGCCUGCCGGAUGCGCAGUGGAGGUUCUGCUGCCGCCGGGCCCGGAUGCUCGGGUGGCGCGCUGGUCCUGCCAGUCCGGCAGACUCGUGAGGUAUGACCCCACGGCCAACUGCAUCCAGGUCUCCUUCCUAGACGGCUCUUUGCAAACCGUGCCAGCAACGCGCGCGCGGCGACUUCACGGCUCGAGCGGCAUUGCAAGGCCGCAGGUCCGGGAAGUGCUGCGAUGA
Symbiodinium sp. CCMP2456 is the source of this 693-nucleotide messenger RNA. The record is from the annotation of a GenBank genome assembly. NCBI's taxonomy places the organism in Eukaryota, Dinophyceae, Suessiales, Symbiodiniaceae.